GUUGGCAAGAAAACUUGGACUAAAAAGGGGUGCUAACAGGAUUAUCGGAUUUCACAGUUUUAUUGAAUGAAAAUAAGUUUCAUAAAGUGGUUAAAUAAUGAGUAGUUCACCAUCCGUUGAACAGCUAAAGUUGGAGGAAACUCCCAACAGCGAAAGUGUAAAUUCUCCCGCUGCAGUGGUAGAGGAUGUGGUAGAUCCAUGGACUGUUACAAGCACGUCGGACGCCGGAAUCGACUAUGAUAAGUUGAUAAAGCGUUUCGGAUGCUCACAUAUCGAUGCGGCGCUGGUCGAACGGUUGGAAAAGGUCGCCGGAAAACCGGUUCAUCAUUUGAUUCGCCGAGGAAUAUUCUUCUCCCACCGUGACCUUCACACGCUGCUAAAUGCUGUCGAGACAGGCAAGAAGUUUUACCUUUAUACCGGGCGAGGGCCAUCAUCGGAUUCCAUGCAUCUCGGACAUUUGGUGCCAUUCAUUGUGACGAAGUGGCUCCAGGAAGCAUUCGAUGUUCCGUUGGUGAUUCAACUGACUGAUGACGAAAAAACGCUGUGGAAAGAUCUCACGGUUGAGCAAUCGAUGCGAAUGGCGAGGGAAAAUGCGAAGGACAUCAUCGCGAUCGGUUUCGAUCCUAACAAAACGUUCAUUUUCUCCAACCUGGAUUUUAUGGGCAGAUGUCCACAGUUUUAUCAAAAUAUCAUCCGCAUCCAGAAGUGUGUCACCUUCAAUCAGGUGAAGGGAAUCUUCGGUUUCGGCGACUCAGAUGUGAUUGGUAAGAUAGGAUUUCCAGCUGCACAGGCAGCGCCAGCUUUUUCGACCACGUUCCCCUUCAUCUUUGGAACGGACAAGCUACCGGUGCUUAUUCCCUGCGCCAUCGAUCAAGAUCCCUACUUCCGGAUGACCCGGGACGUAUCGCCGAGGUUGGGCUUUCCGAAGCCGGCCCUGAUUCAUUCGAGCUUCUUCCCUGCGCUGCAGGGAGCCCGCACGAAAAUGUCCGCCAGUGAUACUAACUCUGCCGUGUUCCUGACCGACACUCCGAAGCAGAUCAAAACGAAAAUCAACAAGCAUGCCUUCUCUGGUGGGCGUCCAACGCUCGAGGAGCAUCGGGAAUUCGGUGGAAACACCGACAUCGACGUAAGCUUUCAGUUGUUACGCUUUUUCCUCGAAGACGACGCUGAGCUGGAACGAAUUCGGGUGGCUUACGGCAAGGGCGAGCUACUCAGUGGGGAAAUGAAAAAGAUCGCAAUCGACACGCUGCAACCAAUCGUGACCGAACACCAGAACCGUCGGAAGGAUGUCACGGAUGAGGUGCUGGAUAUGUUCCUAACGCCGAGAAAACUGAACUACGAGUUCAAGGUUACCACGGACAUCUCUAAUGGCCCUGGCGGAGAGGGAAAGAAGAAGGGCAAAGACAAGAAAUCAUCUAAACAGAAUUAGAAUCCUUCGGAAGAGAGAAUCGCGUCUAACGGCAAGCAAUUAUCGGUACUUUUCGGCAUCAGUGCUUCGUUUUGAAAGAAUAACCAUUAUGAUACUUUACAUGCUGCGUUGCAGGUGUACAACCGACGGACAUUUAUUUAUUUAAUUUAUUGCCGCAACAUUGCUUCGCUAAUAUCACCCUACGGAAGAAUGGGGGCAUGAAAAUAAAAGUUUCAUCAAACACAA
Molecule: messenger RNA, 1654 nt
Organism: Anopheles coustani
Lineage: Eukaryota; Metazoa; Arthropoda; Insecta; Diptera; Culicidae
Gene: TrpRS
Product: tryptophan--tRNA ligase, cytoplasmic
Exons: 3
Coding region: 98-1429 (443 amino acids)
Biological process (GO): tryptophanyl-tRNA aminoacylation
Cellular component (GO): cytoplasm
Molecular function (GO): tryptophan-tRNA ligase activity; ATP binding
Source: RefSeq, a predicted model, not a curated record